GCGGCUUACAUGAACUGAAGGGGCAUAUGCGUUCUGCUAGAGUAUAUAGGCUACAACUUAAAGGCGAUUCCUAUAUAUAAUCACAAUGGUUUUAAAAAACAUUUUCCGAUCUACAGUGUUGGGCUUACGGACAUGGAGUGUAUUUUUAAGCUCAAGGAAGUGCAAUCCUGUCUUACCUACCUUCAAGCCGUCUCAAUGCAGAUUUUAUGCGAACUGGACUUUAAACGGUAUUUGUAAACGUGAUGAAACCCUCCUAAACCAACCAGUGAGGCAGUAUGCUCGGCCGUCUAGAAUGAAACAAGAGUUCCCAAGUCAACUUCAGGACCUUCAUCCAUCCUUGCUGAAGCAUGAAUAUGCAUCUGUCCCACUUGCACAAUCGGUGGAUGAUGUGGUGAAGAAACUGCUUACACUGGAGCUUUCAGAUCAUAGUGAAAAACUUUGUUUGAAAGAGGAACAGCUUAUUGCCAAGGUGCAGAGGGAUGAGAACGACCGCAGCUCAACAGAAGUCAAGGGCAAGUUCUCUUUUUUUAAAGUUAACAAAGUCAGUGCUUUAACCUUACUGGAAUCUCAGAAAAUAACUCAAUCAUGUGGAAUGUCCUUGUUUGCAUUACAGUGGGAUAAAGCUAACAAAAGAUGGAUGCUCAUGGCCAUCGACAGCAGGAAGAAAAAGCUUACGUUUUUGAGAAGGACCCGAUAUGAUUCCUUCGUGAAGGUGUGUCGAGAGCUUGGAAUCACUUACACGUUCCCUCCUGAAUAUUAUCGUCGGGUCACCCGACGUUGGCUGGCAAAAAAGGCCUUCUGCAAUAAGGUCUUUCAAGAAGUCCAGAAACAAAGGGCAAAGCAGAGAGAAAAACAGAGAGCAGCUGAGCCUAUGGGAAAGGAGCCAACAUCCUCUACAGGACCACAAGGAACUGCGGCGUAGAGUUCAGACAGCUGACAAGACACGUGCUGAAAAGUCCAGAAGAACAAUCUGAUGCAUCCUCUUUUGAUUCAUACGUGACUUUCAAAGAAAAACUGAACAGAACCAUCAUGCUCCACAUCAAAUGAACAACAUUUUGUCAUUUAUUUUCCAUUUUU
Messenger RNA from Carassius carassius (crucian carp), 1077 nucleotides. Its product is annotated as small ribosomal subunit protein uS15m-like. Gene Ontology annotation, cellular component: ribosome. The coding region runs from base 86 to 922 and encodes 278 amino acids. Gene Ontology annotation, biological process: translation. Gene Ontology annotation, molecular function: structural constituent of ribosome. NCBI's taxonomy places the organism in Eukaryota, Metazoa, Chordata, Actinopteri, Cypriniformes, Cyprinidae. The record is from RefSeq and is a predicted model, not a curated record. The transcript has 7 exons.